Aspergillus ochraceoroseus IBT 24754 is the source of this 1010-nucleotide messenger RNA. RefSeq names its product DASH complex subunit DAD1. Gene Ontology annotation, cellular component: mitotic spindle pole body; mitotic spindle; spindle microtubule. Bases 472 to 795 code for a protein of 107 amino acids. The transcript is spliced from 3 exons. The record is from RefSeq and is a predicted model, not a curated record. Lineage: Eukaryota; Fungi; Ascomycota; Eurotiomycetes; Eurotiales; Aspergillaceae.
AGCCUGCCUGAUCAGGCUACGCAAUAAUCAACCCUUGUCUAUGGUGCAGAUAUCGUGCCAUAUUCAGUCAGGCACCCGAAUAAAUCGCGUGUCAAGCAAUACAUAUAAGCAACAGAUGGGUUCUCUCUCGAAAAUCAAAACUCGUUCUCUGUUUCUUCCCCCAAAAUCAAUGCAAAACAAACCACGAUGGAUGCAUCCAAGAAGGAACAAGCAAGCGGUGAAAAAUCAGAAACCAAAUCUGCACGGGUGAUCCAACGCACAGGCUACACCACUUCGGGAGCAUCCCAUAUCGGCCCCGCAACAGCCACCGAAACAUUCAACAUUAGCAGCGACGCGUACAGCACCCGUCCACUGAGCUCAUUGAAACUAGACAUGAGAUUGAAACCGGUCUAUUUUCCUUCAAAUUACGCUUACUGAUACUUGAUCUCUCGUCUGUGCUGCGAGCCACAUAUCCUUCUUCGUCUGCCCAGAAUGUCGACCCCAACACCAAAAAGUCGAUCCUCGUCCCCGACGGUGUUCGAGCAGCAACGCGAGGAAUUGGUUCGGGAGAUUGCAGUGGGCAUGGAGCAGGUCUUGCAAAACAUCAACCGGCUGAACCGGAAUCUGGAGAGCAUCAUUGCUGUUGGAAAUGAAUUCGGCUCCGUGGAGGCGCUCUGGUCUCAGUUCGAAAACUUCAUGGGCCGUCCUCGGGAGGAGGUCGAGGAGCAUGGUUCUCGACAGAGAGAGGAUCAAAAUAUUAAUGAAGGGCCGAGUGAGCUUCAUGAUCAGGACUUCCAUAAAGUCCAGGGUCGAUGAUCGCAUAGGAGUUUUAUAAUGCGAUGGCCGUCGGCCACGAACAUAAUGUGAAAUGGAUAAUAUGACACGACUUUUGCUUGACUGCUACGCUCGUUUUCACUGGUAUCAUCACUUUUCUUAAUUGGUUGAAACGGUUGCAUUUAUCUUCAUAGACUCUAUAUCAAUUGAUUCGUUAAAACAGUAUGGGCGAGACAAUCUUUGAAUUGCUUGCAGUU